ACUUGGUGAGCGGCUCGAUCGAGAGCUGUGGCUCGAUAGCGCGUGGUGGUGAUGUAGAGAUGACUCUGUCAGCGCAUGCUGGCUGGCAAGUGAGCGAUCGCUUCGGGAUCCAAGAUCGGUCGACUUGGUCGGACAUCUACCGACUCAUCAGGCUCAUCAUCGCCUCUUGCGACGCUUGCGACUCGCCCUUGAAGCAUCAUGUCGAUGCAAGGCCAGGUCAUCGGCUUACUGAAGCGGUUCCUGCUGCCCAAAGCGAAACAAUGGUACCGCAACUACAAGGCUAAGAAGGCACAGCAAGAAGGUGGUGGUGGCGGCGGCGGCGGUGGGGGCGGCUAUGGCCAGCAACAGCAAGGCAUACACAGUCAGCAGCAGUCGCAGGGAGGCUACGGUCAACAACAGCAGAUGCAAGGCGGCUAUGGCGGUCAGUCGGGACAGGGAGGCCAGCAGUGGCAUCCUUCACAGGGAGCCUACAACGGCGGACAACAGCAUAGCCAGCAGUUCACCCAGUCUAAUUCGCAUGCUGUGGGACCGCAUCAUCCGCAGGUUCGCAAGUCGCUCUCGCCCGCUCGGGCAGACGUUGAUGAAAUGUUUUCGCAUGUUACUCCCUUUCGCUUCCUAUCUUGCUUCACGCCUCGUCGUUUGCUCACCCUGACGUCUCCUCAUGCGACUCUGCUACAACCUACCAUGACGGCGGCACGCUAUCGACGGCGGAUAUCUUACUACUACGGCACGAUCGAUGGGACGCUCAAAUUGGAUCUGCGAACCAUACAGAAUCAAGACAUGAUCAAUGCGAGCAACGAGCAUUAUGUCUCACUGCGCAAUCAGGCAAUCACAGAAGGCAACCUGAUGGGCGCGUGUUUCGAUAAAGCUCACCGCGCGCACGAUCAAGGCGAUGGUGCCGGCGCAAAACGGUUUGCAGACGAAGGACAUCAACAUCAAGCCAAUAAGACCCGUCUGAACGAACAGGCCAGCCAGUGGAUAUUUAACGAGAACAAUAAGAAUUCUCCACCCAAUACGAUCGACCUGCACGGACUAUUUGUCCAGGAGGCUAUAGAGCGAACAGAGCAAUCAGUCCAACAAGCUCAAAAUAGCGGCGCGCAGCAAUUACGUAUCAUCGUCGGCAAAGGCAUUCACUCCCCCGGCCAUCAGGCGAAAAUCAAGCCAGCAAUAGAAGGCCUCAUGCAAAAGUACAACCUCUCUGCUCAUCUCGACCCCCACAAUGCCGGCGUUCUCAUCGUCAUGCUACAAGGCGGCGGGCAGGGAUCGAGGGAUGCAGGAUUUGUGGAUCAUCUGUCUCGUCAGCAGGAUAACGACUGUGUUGUCAUGUGAUUUGCAGUCUUUGUUGGUACAAUAUCUUACAGACUACAACA
Molecule: messenger RNA, 1370 nt
Organism: Mixia osmundae IAM 14324
Lineage: Eukaryota; Fungi; Basidiomycota; Mixiomycetes; Mixiales; Mixiaceae
Exons: 4
Coding region: 199-1329 (376 amino acids)
Source: RefSeq, a predicted model, not a curated record